AGCCUUUGAUCAUAAAGAAAACAAGAGACAAUGAGCGAGUAGAGUGCGUCACCUGGGCAGACUAUAAAUUUUUCAGAAUCACUGGAUUCUCUGGACUCAGUAAACAGAGAGCAGCGAAUAUCAUAAGUCAUGUGCAUCCUUCGUAGCUGCAUGCUGUGGCUUCUGGUGAGCCUUGUCAUCACCCUGACGGGCGUUGACGGCUGGAUGACUCAGUAUCAGGAAAGCUUCAACUUCAGCUGUCCAGCUCAUCAGUACAUCUGCUCCACCAACAGCGCGUACGACGAUUCCUACGAUGACCGUGUGUAUGAUUUCACUUGCUGUGAACUUACAGGAGAUUUGCCCGUACAAGGCUGCAAGUGGACAGAUUAUGUCAGUUACUUGGACACAAAUGCUUUCUACCGAUGUGUCAAACCAGACGUCAUCGUCAGUAUAGACAGUUACUACGACAGCGACUAUCAAGACAGGUUAUUGCGCUUCAAUUGCUGCCAAGUUCCAACUUUACAGAUAUGGAAAUGAAUCGUCAACAGCAAGAGAACUCAAGCCAGUGAUGUACAAACAAUGGAUUCAAGAAAUGCUACAACAGUGAGAAAACAUGAGCUUCAGUCAAGCAUAUGCCCUUCAGUAACCAUGGAGAUUUAUAAAGAUUCCCAAGCUCAACGGAUUUUUAAAUUAAAAUGUUAAUUACUAUUAUUUGUUCUAGAUGUCGGCCAUUAGCCCAGGCUGUUACACUCGCAGAAAUGUUGAUGGUUGACUACUGGCAUCUCGUAAAUAGAUUUUUGAAAGUAAUAUGCCACGAGACAUAACUUCCUAUUUCUGUUUAGAAUUUAAAUUAUUACAUUAUCAUCUCAGUUAUCUGUUGGGCAUACAUAUGAAUUACAAUUAGUUGCAGUACAUUCCUCAUCGACAGUAAUUUGACAUAGAAAAUAAAGUGGGAAAAGCGUU
This is a messenger RNA of Pomacea canaliculata, 942 nucleotides long. RefSeq names its product dermatopontin-like. The record is from RefSeq and is a predicted model, not a curated record. NCBI's taxonomy places the organism in Eukaryota, Metazoa, Mollusca, Gastropoda, Architaenioglossa, Ampullariidae. The transcript is spliced from 4 exons. The coding region runs from base 130 to 516 and encodes 128 amino acids.